GUUUUGGCUUCGCCUUCAGUUUGGGACUUGUUCCGGCGACCUUCGUAAUGCAACUGGUUACAGUCACGGACUCACAGUAGCCUCUCAGACUGAACUCCUCCUAAACCCUAACCCUCUUAAAUCCCAAUCGUCAGCUAUGGCUCUCAUUCUCCAACUCAGAACCAGAACCAAAAAGAAUACCUUCACAAAUCCUUCUCUCUUCCAUUUCUUCUCUACCUCCAAUUCCAGCGAUGAUGAACCCGAUUCUACCGCCACCUCCUGCGACGAUGCCACUCCUACAAACCGUGGUUCUCCUUUCUCUUCCUAUUUCAGCGAUGUCAAGAAGGUUCUCAAACAGGGUCAAUCCACUCCCUCCUGUUUCACCUCAAGCAGUCCCUCAAAUUCAUCUUUUACUGCUUCCGGUUCUGCUGCUCCGACGCCAUCCAAAGCUGCCUCUCUUGAUGAAAUCCGUAAGAACCUAACCCAGUUUCGGCGUCGUGUCUCGGAACCAGAUUCAACACCUCCGUCUUCACCUUCAUCUGAUCAAAUCUCAUUGCAGGAGAUCUAUAGGAGAAGUAUGGCUGGGAAACCGGAUGAGUCGACGCCAAUUGCUGGUUUAAGGCCUGGUAAAAUUGGAGGAAGACUCUCUUUCGAUGCGAUUCGUGUAAGCGUGCGGAAUGUAAAGCAGAAUGUUGAGCCCUCUCGAAAUGACAGGAAAGGCGGGGAACUAUCGUCGUUGUCGGCAUUUUCCGAGAGUUUAAGAAAGGAGCCUUCAUACUCCAUAGGCUCUCGGACAUCGUCGACGGUGAUAGGGGGGACGGCAUUACCGGUGUCCAUUUUUGGCAAGGAGUUGAGGGAGAAAGAGAGGGGAGAGAUAUCCGAUGAAAUGAAAAUGGAGUUUGUGAAGAGUUAUGAGCAUGAGGAGUUGGGAGAGAAAUUGAGAAAGUUGAGGCCGCCGGCAAAAGGAGCGGUCUGGUUUUCUCUGAGGGAGUUGAAUGAUAGGUUGGUGAAAUUGAGGGAAAUGGAUGAGAAGGAGAAUGAGCAGUCACGCAUUCCAGGCCUUAGCGUCAAGGAUUUGAAAGAGGUCUUCAUUAAGGUGAAUGCGUCUGGCAAACAGGAAAAGAAAAGUGCGCUGAGACUUGAUAUCUUGCGUGAGAUGGGCCGGACUCCAAGCUUCAUGCUGCAGCCUCCUAAGGAGCAUCUUGUCGAAAAGUAUUUCCAUCCAGACAACAUGUCUUCAGCAGAAAAGUUGAAACUCGAGCUUGCGAGAAUUAGGGAUGAGUUUAAAAUGUCUGAGUCAGAUUGUGGAUCAUUUCGUGUGCAAGUUGCACAACUCACAACUAAGAUUAAGCAUCUAUCUUCAGUUCUACACAAGAAGGAUAAGCAUUCUCGUAAAGGCUUGAUAGCAAUGGUUCAGAAGAGGAAAAGGCUACUGAAAUACCUCAGAAGAACUGACUGGGAUUCGUACUGUUUUGUGAUUUCCAAGCUAGGUCUACGGGAUAAUCCAGACACUAAGUACUGAAGAAAUGCCAUGACAUCUUCGUUUAGGUCGGUUGAGAGUGUGAAUAAUAUUAUUGUCAACCCCAGUCUAUUUGAAUUUUUGUGGGAGAGAUGAAUCACAUGUUGUCUUGGUUAAUUGUUAUCCUAUAGGAAACUUUUGCUUAGUUUUAUAUAUAUAUAUAUAUAUAUAUAUUGGGUGACAUGCACA
Neltuma alba is the source of this 1687-nucleotide messenger RNA. RefSeq lists its product as uncharacterized. Lineage: Eukaryota; Viridiplantae; Streptophyta; Magnoliopsida; Fabales; Fabaceae. The record is from RefSeq and is a predicted model, not a curated record. Gene Ontology annotation, cellular component: ribosome. Gene Ontology annotation, molecular function: structural constituent of ribosome. Bases 137 to 1501 code for a protein of 454 amino acids. The transcript has 5 exons. Gene Ontology annotation, biological process: translation.